CUACUUUUCAUUCGGACUCGCCGUGCGUGAGUUGGGAUGUGUUCCACGCCGACGAGCGUCUUCUCGCCGAGUGGUUUGCGAUUCGGUUUAAAUGAAAGUAGAAAGUCAUUGAAGGACUUAUCUGCCAUGCCGACAUGCUAACAAUAGCAAGUUUAGCUUUGCCACACACUAAUGGCUCUCACGCUCUCUCACGCACACAUACACACGACCCACUUCCAACACUUAGUUGGAAAGUCUAAAUAUUUAUAGACAUUUAUUCACAGUGAAAUCUCAGUGCGUGUGUCUAUUUCCUGGAGACUUGUUGAAUUUAGUGGUGUGAAACUUGACUCAGCAGGAAAGUGUUAGCAUAGUUAGCUAAUUGUGUUGAAGCUUCCAGGAGACACGAGGUGGCUCGAGCCGAGAGGUGAGUCACCGAAUGGGGGACAUUCCCACAAGAGAUUCCUCCAUGGGGACGUGCUAAAGUACAUUACGUGAACACAUUUACACACACUUUAGCCAACAAAAGUCGCAUUUUCACCCAAUCCGACCGUUACGUGACACUGGAACACCGCGAAGUGCCCGUAGUAGCGGCUAGUUUUAUUGGACGGAUGGGACAGGAGAGGAGGGGGGAGGUAGAGAGGCCAGGCGGUCAUCUCAUAACAACCGUGCCGUUUGCGGUUGUUUUAUCUCCCGUUUUAACCUCUUGAAUUUCUUCAAUAAUACUCGGGAAAAGUCUCCCCUCACACUUGACUAGGAUGCGUGCUGGAAUAAAACCCAAAUAAACCAGGCUGGUUCGGAAGGACGUGCGAUACGCCACUAAUUAGCCUGGCUAGCCGCUGGAGGUUAGCCAGCAGAAGUUGAGCUAGCAUGCUAGCCACAGCGCAUCCUCAUUGUGUACUUAUUAGCUCCCAGUUGAGGACACUUGCCACAGGAUGCGAGUACAGCUUUCUCAUCUUCGCCUUUACUUUUGCUCACUUAACCACAUACGUUGCAAACCCUCCCCCUCUUCCCGCUUGCUUCCUUCCGGGCCUUAAAUCCCAGCCCCAAACACACAGCCCAGCAUCCCCUCACUCCAGCAUAAUUACAGCCAUUGCUAUCCAACCCCGGCACGGCGCCCUCCUUUGGAACAAAGUCUCAGAGGAAACAUGGUGUUGACAUGGCAGAGCGUUCCUGUAGCAGAGCCCUCGAGCUGCGUACACUCCUGAUGGCACGGAUGCUGGUCCUGCAAGGGGGUGUCUACCUACACGGCAGCAGUCCCUACCUUCAUUUUGAACAGGAAUCUUAACGAUGGAAUAGCAAGAUAGCAGCUAGCUGUCAAACUCUUUGCGGCACCAGAGAACUCCUUCCACCCACUGCCCCUGCUUCUGUGGGGGGCCCCCGCCCACCAUGGCGGACCCAGGGAUGUUGAGUUUAUUUGGGGACGAUGCGGGGCUGUUCUCAGAUGGAUUAGAUGGUUUAGGAGACUGUUUUCCUCAACAGCCUACCACUGGCCAAUCCAACACUCUAGCCCAGCCGCCUAACCCCCCCCUCAACCACGAACACCAGGGAAACCGGGGUUACCACCAGGGGAUGCUCCUUGGUUCUGGGUCCGCACAGCCCAAACUGGGCCAAAUGUAUGACCACAACACCUACACGGGCUAUGACCAGGCCGGUGCUCCUGGGGGAAGAAUGAUGUCUCAGAACGGUCCCAGCCAGGGGCCACCAAAUAUGAACCCAACCAUGAACGGCAUGGCUUCCCACUACCAUAACAACCCUGCUAACUCUAGUAACACCCACCAUGGGUAUCCGGGUGACACAGGAGGAGGAGCAUCGGGGGGUGGGGUUUGGGCCCAGCAGCACCAAAGCAGGUCAGCAUAUCAACAGGCUGCAACGCAAGCAGGGAGCGGCCCCAACCAGAUGGGUGCUUUCCAAAUGUCUCAAAGCAACUAUGGCAGGAUGCAAGGCCAACCCGCAUCCAAUGCAGCUCGCAUCAGCCAACACUACCCCACACAGAGCCUGUCAGCCCCCCCUGCACAGGACCCCUCUCACUACAUGGGACAUGUUGGAAUGGUGGGGGGUCAAAUGAGACACCCGCAGCCGCAAAGCCAGGGUUACACCAACAUGAGCCACACACCUCGAUUCCCACAUUCUCCCUCGCGGCAGCCUCCACACCAACAUCAGCAAGGAAUGGCUGGCUUUGGGGGUGCCCAGUACCCUGGCUAUCAGCCCCAGUAUGGCGCCAUGGGCUCUGGGAUCGGCCAGGGCGCCAAUACUAAUGUCGCCAGCAACACCAGUCCUCCGAUGGGACCGGGACAACUUGGCCAAAGGUUUAACCAGGGAUCAGGCCCAGCUUCUGGGCAACAGGGGCAGCGAUACCCCCCUGGACCACCCCACCAGACACACUCUGUCCCCAUGCAGCCGCAGGCGGCAGGGCAGCAGAGCCAGCCUAUGCACCCACUCAGCCACUCCCAGCCCCCAACUCAGUCCCAGUCCCACCUUGCACCCCCAGCUCAGGGAACCUACCCCUCCCCCUCACCACUGUCCCCCAUGCGGGUUCUGGGAACCCCGACGCCUCCACCCCAACAGGGCAGGCCUCCUAGUGCAGGCUUAACAGAGGUCACAGGGUACACAGCCCUGCAGUCUGCACCUAAUGCCAUCUCUCAUCCUCAGAGACCCCCCCAAACCUCACUGUCUGCUCCACAUGCCCAACACCAGCAGACCCACCCCAAUGCCGGGCAGAUGUAUCCCGGCAUGGGGCCGCAACGUGGUCCCCAUAUGGGCCCCAGUCGGCCUCAGCUCCAGCCACAAGGGCCUCACGAAGCCCCUGUCGGUCAGGGCGGGGAUCCUCAUCUUCUUCAUUCCCAGCAGCAAGCCUCCAGGAGCGGCCAGCCCGUGCAGCCUUCUCCCAUGGCUUUCCAGGGUCCAUCUGUUAGCCAGCAUGGAGCGCUUCCCCUCAGCCAGCACGCUCACCUGUCCCCCCACCCCUUACAAGGCACACCCCCUCCCCCCAACCAGGCCUCCCACCAGUGGGUGCCGCCGCCGUCUGCCGCCCAACCUCUCUCGUCCCCCCCCAGCACCCCACAGAAAGUGCCUCAUAUGCAGCAUUCCCCCUCGGACCCUUCCGCCGAUACCUUAAUGACGGCUCCUGACAGACCCGCUGGCAGCACGGCUGACUCCAGUCAGCCUAUCAGCACGGAGCAACCCAAUGGCAGGGAAAGUAAGCCAAAAAAGAAGAAGAAAAGGAAAACAAAAGCAGAGGAUGGAGAAGAAGGGCAAAACGUGACACAAGGCGACGACGACGAUGGCGGCAAGUCGGAACUUCCUGUCACGGGGUGUGAGCAGGGUAUUGGCGUGGGAAUUGGACACGGGAUUUCUCCACCUGCUGAGGAGAAGCGAAAACGCAAAAAGAAACCAAAGGAGAAGGCAGAGGGCAGUGAGCCCAAGACUCCCAAGACGCCUAAAACACCCAAGAACCCCAAGACUCCCAAAGAGCCGAAGGAGAAAAAAGUCAAGAACUCCACACCCAAGGCCAAGACCCCCAAAAAAUCCAGUAGCAAGAAGACGGAGUCUGAGGAUGGCGCUGUUGCUGCCAAGAAGGAUUCCAAGAGGAAGCGACAGGGAUCAGCCAGUGAAGACGUGGAGGUGAAGUCUCCGCCUCCCUCACCUGUGGAGGAGGAGGAUGAGGAUGGAGUGCAGAAGCGGCGCUCCAGCCGCCAGGUGAAGAGGAAGAGGUACACGGAGGACUUGGAGUUUCGGAUCUCAGAAGACGACAACAGCGGGGACGAUUCGCCUGCGCCCAAGUCACCGUCUUCCUCAUCCACCCAGCUGCAGGAUGUGGCCGAGGCUGAGGGGCCCGUUGUGGAGAAGAUCAUGGCCGUGCGCACUGCUAGGAAACAGCUGGAGUCUGGGGAGGAAGCUGAGGUUGAGGAAUUCUAUGUCAAGUUCAAGGGCUUUUCUUACCUCCACUGUCGAUGGGCAGAGCUGGAAGAGCUGGAGAAGGACAAGCGAAUACAGCAGAAGGUGAAAAGGUUCAGGGCCAAGCAGCAACUCAACAACUUUAUCACGGAGAUGGAUGAUGAGCCUUUCAACCCGGACUAUGUGGAGGUAGACCGCGUCCUGGACAUUUCAGAAAGCACAGACGAAAACGGAGAGCCGGUGAGCUUAUAUUUGGUGAAAUGGUGCAGCCUACCUUACGAGGACGCCACCUGGGAACUCAAGGCGGAUAUUGACCAGUCAAAAAUUGAGGAGUUCGAACGCAUUGCAGCUCGUACGCCCAACACUAACCGAGUGGAUCGGCCUCAGGCUUCGGAGUGGAAAAAGUUAGAAGGCUCGAGGGAAUACAGGAACGGAAACGCACUCAGGGAAUACCAGCUAGAAGGCCUUAACUGGCUAACCUUCAACUGGUACAACUCACGUAACUGUAUACUGGCUGACGAGAUGGGUCUGGGAAAAACCAUCCAGUCCAUUACAUUCCUCUAUGAAAUCUACAUGAAGGGGAUUCAGGGGCCCUUCCUGGUCAUCGCCCCGCUCUCCACCAUUCCCAACUGGGAGAGAGAGUUCCGGACGUGGACGGAGCUCAAUGCCGUGGUCUACCACGGCAGCCAGGCCAGCCGCAGAACCAUCCAAGCCUACGAGAUGUACUUCAGAGAUGCACAGGGUAAGAUAAUAAAGGGAGCGUAUCGCUUCCACGCUGUGAUCACCACCUUUGAGAUGAUUCUGGCCGACUGUCCGGAGCUUCGCGGCAUCCCGUGGCGCUGCGUGGUGAUCGACGAAGCCCACCGCUUGAAAAACCGAAACUGCAAACUGCUGGAAGGACUCAAGAUGAUGGACAUGGAGCACAAAGUUCUGCUGACAGGAACGCCACUUCAAAACACUGUGGAGGAGCUCUUCAGCUUGCUCAACUUUUUGGAGCCGGAGCGUUUCCCGUCGGAACAAACAUUUAUGACUGAAUUUGGAGACCUCAAGACUGAAGAACAGGUUCAGAACCUGCAGGGCAUUCUCAAGCCCAUGAUGCUGAGGAGGCUAAAGGAGGACGUAGAAAAGAACCUGGCACCUAAGGAGGAGACCAUCAUCGAGGUGGAGCUUACUAACAUCCAGAAGAAGUACUAUCGAGCCAUUCUGGAGAAGAACUUUUCCUUCCUGUCUAAAGGAGGUGCAGGAGGAGGAGGAGGAGGUGGUGGCGGUGGUGGAGGCGGUUCUAGUGUACCCAACCUCCUCAACACGAUGAUGGAGCUAAGGAAAUGCUGUAACCACCCAUACCUCAUUAACGGAGCUGAAGAGAAGAUCAUUGAGGAGUUUCGGGACUCCCACGUGGGAGCGGACAUGCCCGACAUGGCCCUUCAAGCAAUGGUCCAUGCUGCCGGGAAGCUGGUGCUCAUUGACAAGCUGCUGCCCAAACUGAAGGCGGGUGGGCAUAGAGUCUUGGUCUUUAGUCAGAUGGUCCGCUGUCUGGACAUCUUGGAGGAUUAUCUCAUCCAGAAACGCUAUCCCUACGAGCGCAUCGAUGGCAGAGUUCGUGGUAAUUUGCGACAAGCUGCGAUCGACCGCUUCUCCAGACCAGAUUCCGACCGCUUUGUCUUCCUGCUGUGCACAAGAGCCGGGGGCCUCGGCAUUAACCUGACUGCCGCAGAUACUUGCAUUAUCUUUGAUUCCGACUGGAACCCUCAGAACGACCUGCAGGCCCAGGCACGGUGUCAUCGUAUCGGCCAGUCCAAAGCGGUCAAGAUCUACCGGCUGAUCACCAGGAACAGCUACGAGAGGGAGAUGUUCGACAAGGCCAGUCUGAAGCUGGGUUUGGACAAGGCCGUCCUCCAGAGUAUGAGCGGGCGUGAGAAUGCCAACAGUGGGGUCCAGCAGUUGUCCAAGAAAGAAAUCGAAGACCUUCUGAGAAAAGGAGCAUAUGGAGCUCUUAUGGAUGAGGAGGAUGAAGGCUCUAAAUUCUGUGAGGAAGACAUUGACCAGAUCCUUCAGAGACGUACCCACACCAUCACCAUCGAGUCGGAGGGCAAAGGCUCUACCUUUGCCAAGGCCAGUUUUGUUGCACCCGGUAACAGGACAGACAUUUCUCUGGAGGAUCCAGACUUCUGGCAGAAAUGGGCUAAGAAGGCGGAACUGGACCUGGAUGCCAUCAACGGACGGAACACGCUGGUCAUUGACACGCCCAGGGUGAGGAAGCAGACACGCCACUACAGCAGCGUGAAAGAAGACGAGAUGAUGGAAUUCUCAGAGCUGGAGAGCGAAGAGGACGAACCCAGUAGGCCGGUGUCCAAACCGCGACGGCCCCAAGACAGGGCUCAGGGCUACCCCCGAUCAGAGUGCUUCAGGGUGGAGAAGAACCUGCUAGUCUACGGGUGGGGUCGGUGGAGUGACAUCCUGGCUCACGGUCGCUUCAAGCGACCCCUGAAGGAGGCUGACGUGGAGACCAUCUGCCGAGCCCUCCUGGCUUACUGCCUGUUGCAUUACCGUGGCGACGAGAACAUCAAAGGCUUCAUCUGGGACCUGAUAACCCCAAGUCAAGAUGGCACAACCAAGACACUGACCAACCACUCUGGUCUGUCUACGCCAGUGCCUCGAGGCAGAAAGGGCAAAAAAGGCAAAGCGACAACCCCGGCCCCGCAGACGCCGAGAGCAGAUUGGCUGGCCAGCUGUAAUCCCGACCAUCUACUGCAAGAGGACAGCUAUAAGAGACACCUCAAGCAUCACUGUAACAAGGUGUUGCUGAGGGUGAGAAUGCUGUAUUACCUGAGACAGGAAGUCAUCGGAGACCAGGCUGAACGUAUCCUGGAUGGAGCGGACUCAAGUGAGUUGGACAUCUGGAACCCCCAGCCCUUCCACGCUGAGGUCCCCGCGGACUGGUGGGACAGCGAGGCAGACAAAUCCCUGCUCAUUGGUGUCUUCAAACACGGCUAUGAGAAGUACAACUCCAUGCGGGCCGACCCCGCCCUGUGUUUUUUGGAGAGAGUGGGCAUGCCUGACGCCAAAGCUAUCGCUGCCGAGCAGAGGGGCAACGAUAUGAUGGCAGAUGGCGCCGAAGGUGAGGAUGAGGACCCAGAAUACAAACCCCUGCGGAUGCCUUUUAAGGACGAAAUGGACGACUUCACCAACUCUCCACUGGAUGACAAAGAUGAUGCCGGGGAAGGUGAAGCAGAUGGUAAAUCUGCUGAAAACGGUCAAGGCAUGCUUUCUGUGGGUAGCGCGGCAGGUUCCAACGAACAGCUCUAUUGGCCCGCCGCUUCGGCUCUGACGGCACGCCUGCGCCGCCUCAUCACCGCCUACCAGCGUUCCAAUCGCCGCGAGCAGCUGCGCCAGGAGGCCCUCAAUAGACCCGAUGGUCGCAGACGGCGGCGCCGGGACUUCCUGCCUGCCAUCACCAUGGUUACUGAGGCAGGCGGAGCAGCGGCAGCCUAUAUCCAAGACCCAACUACGGUCUUCAUGGCUGAAGGUAGCGCUUACCUAGCUAAGGGAAGUGCGUAUUUUGCUAAAGGUGGCCAGUUCAUGCCGGAGGAGACGCCCGUGAUGACGGCAAACUCCUUGAUGACUGAUGGCGCCAUGUACUACAAGGAAAGAAGACAAAGAUGGACUCGUCGUGAGGAAGCAGACUUUUACCGCGUGGUGUCGACUUUUGGAGUGGUCUUUGACACCCAACGUCAGAAAUUUGACUGGGCGCAGUUCAGGGCCUUUGCCCGACUGGACAAGAAGACUGACGAGAGCCUGGAGAAAUACUACUACUCCUUCAUCGCCAUGUGCAAAUGUGUGUGCCGCAUGCAGGUGAAGAGCGACACAGAACUCCCGGACCCAUCGUUGAUCAUAGACCCCAUUACGGAGGAACGUGCUUCCCGCACCCUCUAUCGCAUCGAGUUGCUUCGUCGCAUCCGAGAACAGGUGCUCCCCCACCCCCUGCUCUCUGAACGCCUUAAACUCUGCCAGCCCUCCCCGGACCUCCCAGAGUGGUGGGAGUGUGGGCGCCAUGACAGGGACCUCCUCAUCGGGGCCUCAAAGCACGGCGUGAGCCGGACUGAUUAUCACAUCCUGAACGACCCUGCCUUGGCCUUCCUGGAGGCACACCAGCGCUUCACCAGCCAGCGAGGAACUGUGCUUAAUGCGGGAGAACUCGCCAAAGCCGGAAUGGGAACAGCUGAAAGCUCCUCCACUCCUCUCCUCACGUCCGCAGAGCUGGCUCGUGCUGCUGCUGCCGCAAAGAUGGCCGCUCAUACGGUUACAGAGGAGGCGGGAGAUGCAGUCCAGGUGAAGAUGGAAGAAGACGAGGCUGGGCCUGAGGUGAAAAUGGAGGCUGAGGAGGAGGAUGCCAGUGGUGCGCUGUGCAUCAAGACUGAAAGUGCUCAAGAAAUGAAACAUGACAGCCAGCUUAAGGAUGAUAAACAGGCCGCAGUUACAAAGGUUGAAGAAGACGACAAGACUCGGCCUAAAAAAGAAAACCAGGAGAGCGAGGAGAUGGCGGAGACAAAUGAUGACCAAGACAAAGAAUCCAUGGAAGGGAAGACCAGUGUGACUCCACUUGAAGAUUCCACUCAGCAGACGACAUUGAAGGUCCCCGAAGAUCCUCAAGCACCGACCACCACCACAGAGGAGGAAGAGCACCAAGUGGAGAAGCGGGACUGCAAGUCUCCUAAAUCUCCAAAGUCUCCAGACACGGAGAAAAGCCCGGAAGAGGAAGAGGAGGACAGGAUGGACGAAGAUGACAAAUCGGAGAAAUCCUCGCAGGCUGAAGUGAGUGCUGCAUCCGAGCAGAAGAAUUUUGAUGAAGAGAGUAUCGCGUCUUUGAGCACGUCUGCUCGAGAUGAAACCAGAGAUGGCUUUUGUCCCGAUGACCUGGCAGAAUCUUCUGGCCUGCAGGCCUUGGGGGACAGAAAUUACUCCUACGCACUCUGGCCUAAGGAUCGAGUGAUGAUUAACAGGAUGGACAGCAUCUGCGAAGCCGUCCUGAAGGGCAAGUGGCCUGUCAACAGGCGCCACAUCUUUGACUUUCCUAGCAACAUGCUGACCGGACACGUCCCCACCAUGACCACGCCGUCCGUAGCCACAGCAACAGAGAGUCCGCUGCAGAGGCGGAGCUUGGGCGAGCUGGCAAUGAGCGGGAUCCACGCUCCUUACAGCGGUGGCGAAGAUAAGACGCUUUCUCCACAGCUUCAUGACAACGCUCUGGGCCUCAGCGUGCCUCGACAGAGGAGGAGGAGAAGGAGGAAGAUCGAGAUUGAGGCUGAAAGAGCAGCCAAGAGGCGCAACCUGAUGGAGAUGGUGGCCCAGCUGAGAGAGAGCCACGCCACCAUGGAGUCCCAGAACCAGGCCAUGGAUCUCACCAAGGGUGUGCAGGCUUCUCCGUCGCUGACCGGCUUGCCUGGAACUCUGGUCGCCAACCCCUCUUUUAAGGCCCAAAUGGAACUGCUGCAGCAAGCCCCGCCCCUCGGACACAGAGCCAAUGGUUCGCUGGAGGCUGAUCUGCCAAUGAUGAGAAGGAGGCGGGGACGCAGGAAAAAUGUUGAGGGUCUGGAGCUGCUGUUUAUGUCCAACAAAAGAUCUACAGGCGGGGAUGAUGGUGACGGGAGCAAGCUUUCGGGUGUGGAUGGGCUCCAGGACGCGGGCCGUGCCCAUAGAGGCCUGUCCGUGUCGGAGCAGAGUCCCAGUGGGAGAUCAUCUCUUGCGUCCGGCAGUGUGGAGGAGGAAGAGGCCACGGUUUCCAACAAAGAGCUGGGGGAGUGGCUGAGGCAGCAUCCCACGUACGCCAUGGACAUGGCAGGAUUCACACCAAAGAAGGAAGAGUUACUGCUGUCUCAGUUCUCCAAACCCAAGCAGAAACGUCAUCGCUGUCGAAACCCCAACAAGAUCGACAUCAACACCCUGACGGGCGAGGAGAGAGUGCCUGUGGUCAACCGCCGUAACGGCCGCAAGAUGGGAGGGGCCAUGGCUCCACCCAUGAAGGAACUUCCCAGGUGGUUACUGGAAAACCCAGAAUUUUCUAUUGCACCUGACUGGACCGAUAUUGUCAAACAGUCGGGUUUUCUCCCAGAAGCCAUGUUUGAUCGGCUGUUGACUGGUCCCGUGGUCAGGGAGGAGGGCGUCCGUCGUCGCGGACGACGACCCAAAUCCGAAAUAGCGAAGGCGGCGGCUGCUGCCCAGGUCGCGGCGGCUCAGGCUGCCCAGGCCUCAUUGGCCACAGCCGCUUCCUCUGCAGGAGGCAUGAACCCUCUGCUGCUGAACAGUCUGUUUGGAGGAAUGGACCUGUCGUCCCUGCAGAGCCUCCAGUCUCUCCAGCUGGCUGCGGGUCUCAUGGCCUUCCCUUCACCUUCUGACCCCAAGCAGGCCGCCGCCUCCAUGCUGCCCCUCAUGCUGCCCGGCAUGGGAGCGCUACCCAACAUGGCCGCCGCCAUCCCCAACAUGUUCGGCCUGGGCGGCCUCUUUGGUAGCAACUUGGCCGCCGCUUCCAGCGCCACGGUGGCCUCUGCAUCUGGGAACGCCAACGGAACCGCCGAUGGAGACGCAGAAGAAGAUGGUGAAGAAGCGGCGAAGAGGAAGCGGAAGGAGGAGGAGAAGAGAGACGGAGGUGAGGAGGUGGUAGAGGAAGAGGAGUCGUUAGAUGAUGCCAGUGAGGGCAACAACGUCACCAAGAAGAACAUCCAGAAAGAUGACGAGGAAGGUGAAGAGAACGUGGAGAAAUCCCAAAGUGCCCCACCUCAGAUGCCAGCUGCUGAUUCUCCGGCCGACGUCUCCAUCAACAGCGAAGCCGCCGCUCUGCUGGCCGCCGCCGGCAUGUCCGCCAACUCUCUGGCGUUCAACCCUUUCCUCCUGUCCACCAUGGCCCCCGGCCUCCUCUACCCCUCCAUGUUCCUUCCUCCUGGCCUGGGGGGACUCGGUCUGCCUGGCUUCCCCACCACCUCCACCUUGGCCGACCUCCAGAGCGCCAUGGGCGUGCUGGGGGGCAACGCCGCCACCACUCCUUCAAAGGAUGACGACAAGGAGCAGGAGGAGGAGGAGGAAGAGGAAGAGGCACGAGGAGGCGAGAGUGACUUGGCGGAGGAGAACGUGGAAGCCACAAGCCACGCUGAGGAGUCCGUGGUAGGGGAGGGGGGGCUGGGAGGUGAUGAGGAAGAGGGGGCGUCUCCACAGAAGGACUAGACCAAGAACAACCCACCCCCCCACAGACCCCCCCACCUUUACACACCUCCAUCUCAACUAGCCUUUUUUCCUUUCUGGGCUUUACUGAUUUUCUUUGGGGAGGGGGGGCAUUUCCUGUGUGUGUCAGUAAAAGGGGGGGGGGGGUGAAUCUUUUUGCAUAGUCAGGGAAAUAUCAAAGACUGUUGGCCAGUUUGCAUCGCCACCCUCAAAUACCAAGUUCCAGUAGUGCUAGCAAUACUUUCAUUAUUAUUAUUAUAACCAUUAUCAUCAUUAUUAUUGUUAUUGUUAUUAUUAUUAUUAUUAUUGCUUCGCUCAAGACGCAAACAUAUUUUGUCCAGCCUGCUUGUUGUUUUGGGCAGCCUCUCGUCUUAAAGGCUGGCGCUGCUGCGGGGGGGUUGGACCCCCCCCCACAUCAGACACACACACACUGAAGCCCUAAAUACCCCCCUCCCACACCCCCAUGCUACCCUGAUACUGUUAAGCCAGUCACACACUGAAAGCCGCCGAGUCUUUCCACUGCCAGCUUUCACUCCUCGGAAGGGAUGGUGGUGAUGAUGAUGAUGAUGAUGUUUGUAGCACAGAGGAAGCAGACACGCUGGGUCUGCACCGCCAGUACACCCCCCCCCCACCCCCACCCCCAGUUGAUGAUUCUGUGCACGGGACGUUCCCGCUAGUUUCCCCGUGGACGCUGCUCCCGUCUGGCAGAGACCAGUUAGUCACACACACUGACGGCACACAAACGACACGACACCUUCAGCUUCUUUCCCGCUUCUUCUCUCCUCCGGGAAAGCAAGAGGCUUCAUUUGUUUCCGUUUCCAAACCGUUGAAAUGAAAAAUAGACGGACUCAUCCUCUCACGCGCGUCUCCUUCUGUCUGUCAUGCUGACACAGCAAUAACCAAGGCAGCUUUUGAAUGUCCCACAUGACUCGCCCAGCACACACACACACACACACACACACACACACACACACACACACACACAGACUGUAUGAAUAAACCACAAGUGUCGUAUUACUAGAAAAUCAAGUGUAAGUGAGAAGUACUGCAAUCACUCUGUUCCUGUUGAUGCACUGGUGUUGAAAGAAAUAAUCAGGUACCUUUUAUUACUUAGAUACUUUUCUUGAAAAAAUGGACUUUUUGUUACUUUUAGCCAGCAAGCUGAAGAGCAUUACCUCAAAAUUCUUAUCUAGCCUUGAAGUUUACAGACUUAUCGUGUAAAUGUUUUUUUUUCUUUUCUUUUUGGGUGUGUGUCUUUCUGUUUUUUGUUUUUUUUUGGAGACAUCAUGUAUGAUGAAUUGUAGCGAUGAUGCUUUUAAUAAAAGUGAAUCAUGAUAUUGGCCUAGGAAACCAAAGCACCGCUUCUGCCUGCCGUCUUUUCUCAUGCUGCUCUCCUCCAAUUUCAGAUCAACAUUUGCCAUAAAGGUCACCUGGAACCCCC
Molecule: messenger RNA, 12526 nt
Organism: Doryrhamphus excisus (bluestripe pipefish)
Lineage: Eukaryota; Metazoa; Chordata; Actinopteri; Syngnathiformes; Syngnathidae
Gene: chd7
Product: chromodomain helicase DNA binding protein 7
Molecular function (GO): protein binding; ATP binding
Source: RefSeq, a predicted model, not a curated record